Pelobates cultripes (western spadefoot toad) is the source of this 284-nucleotide messenger RNA. The record is from the annotation of a GenBank genome assembly. Lineage: Eukaryota; Metazoa; Chordata; Amphibia; Anura; Pelobatidae.
ACACCAAGCGCGCCCAAAGAAACAGCAUGCCUCCCAACCGGGACAAGGGAAACUCUGCUACAGCCAUGACUAAACAGCCACCUCAGACGUGCGAUAGCACCUUCAGAUGGUGGAUUUUACGUCUCCAGAGACUACUUUAUGGCACAAUAUGCCGCUACAGAGCCCGCCUGGCCCCACACAGACGCCUGCAGGAUCACAGCAGUUGGCUGAUGACAGCACAAACAGCGACCAUCGCAGGGGCACCAAAGGGUGGUCUGGAGGAACAACUGGAGGGGCUAGCUUGA